AUGGCAGUACUUCCUGGCCACGCAAGACCUUCCUGUCAAUGUUAUGUUUAUACUCUGCUAUUCCUCUUGACGUUCCUUGCCGAUCUACUCAUCUUAUGGAGAUGUUGGGUCAUUUGGAGUGCAACAGGGGUUACCAUCGCCUAUGUGGUCAUUGCCUUCCCCACCGUCAUGCUUCUAGCAUCUUUCGUGUUGGGCACACUUUGGACAAUUCACUCAAGCAAGCCUGGUGUCUCAUUAUACAGUGCAGUCCCCAUCGCAUACGGAACCUCGUAUUUUGUCGUGUCCCUCGGCGUCAACAUUAUCCUAACCAUCCUCAUCGCCAUAAGGCUCCUUCUAUACCGCAGAAAAAUAUCGGCGAUUAUCUCACCCGACCACGGAAGCAAAUACUUUUCACUCGCCACAAUUUUUAUCGAGUCUGCGGCUCUCUAUUCCAUCUUUGCCAUUAUGUUCAUCGUCACUUACGCUAUCGACCAUCCGAUGAACCAGAUCUUCCUGGCAUUUGCCUCAGCUUCCCAGCAAAUCGCUGGCUAUUUGAUCAUUUACCGCGUCGCAGAGGGACGGGCGUUGGACCAACAAACUUUGGUUGCAACCCGAAAAACACUCCACGAUUUAAAUUUCCAUGUAUCGGACUCUCACCAGAGCGAAUUUAACACAAGUGCCUUGGGCAGCGCUAACCCACCAGCGCUGCCGCCUUCUGAAUCCCCUAGACGAACUUCUCGCGAGGUUGGUCUGCCCCAAUUGGGAGAAAAGUCGGAAGUCGUACAGAUCAACAACUACGAAAAUGUCUAA
This is a messenger RNA of Cyclocybe aegerita, 789 nucleotides long. The record is from the annotation of a GenBank genome assembly. Lineage: Eukaryota; Fungi; Basidiomycota; Agaricomycetes; Agaricales; Hemipholiotaceae.